AUGGCUGACAAGAAACAAGAUGCGAUACUGGACGGGGAUGCUGAAGCCCAGCAGGUAGAAAACGCUCUGCCAGUAGGGGCGCUUCACCGAGUCAGCUUGACAGAAGAGGAUGAUAAAAUCAUUCGACGAAAGACUGACAAAGUCAUCCUGGCCAUCCUUGUCUGGGUAUACUUUCUCCAAAUACUCGACAAGUCGGUGCUUGGCUAUGGAGCGCUCUUUGGUCUCCUGACAGACACUGGCCUGACGGGGACCCAGUACUCCCUCCUUGGAUCAAUUGCGCCGAUAGCCCAACUCGCUUGGCAGCCGUUCUCCGCGUGGCUCAUUGUCAAGGUCCCUCAUCGUAUCCUGAUGCCAACUUUGGUUCUAGGUUGGGGCAUUGCUCAGGCCUCAAUGGCAGCCUGCCACAGCUACAGCGGACUGCUAGCGACUCGGUUCUUCCUCGGUCUCUUUGAAGGUGGCUGCUUGCCAUUGUUUUCCGUCAUAACGAGCCAGUGGUACCGUCGCGCCGAACAGCCCAUUCGUGUAGCUGCUUGGUACAGCACGAACGGGACUGCCACAAUCGUUGCCGCCGCCUUGUCCUACGGUCUGGGUCAUAUCCCAUCCGAAACACUUAAAUCGUGGCAAAUUAUAUUCCUUUUUGUCGGUCUAGUCACUAUCAUCACAGCUCCGUUUGUGUAUUGGAGGCUCGACAGCGACAUUCAAUCAGCCAGGUUUCUGACUGAUUUGGAGAAAGAACAAGCCAUUGAGCGUUUGCGUAGCAACCAGACCGGCACCGGGUCUAGAGACUUCAAGUGGUCGCAUGUUGCAGAGCUGUUUCUGGAGCCCAAAAGCUACCUUUGGGUCGGCAUGACUUUGCUCCUCAACGUUGGCGCGGCUGUCCAAAACACCUUUGGGCCCUUGAUCUUGUCGGGAUUAGGGUAUGACAAGUACCUUGCGUCGUUGCUGAACAUGCCUUUUGGCGCUCUGCAAAUGAUUGUUAUCCUCGCGGCUUCGUGGGCAGCGCAGAGAGCCAAAGUCAAGUCCGCAGUGUUGGACGCUAUACUAAUCCCAGUCGUGGUUGGUCUCGCAAUGCUAUUUGUUCUAAGGCGCGAUCAAUCGGAACAGGGCCCAUUACUUUUGGCGUAUUACUUUCUCGCCUUCCUGUUUGGCGCCAAUCCUUUGAUUGUGUCUUGGAUUGUCGGCAAUACUGGUGGAACUACCAAGAAGUCGGUCAUUAUGUCUCUGUAUAAUGCUGCCUCUUCGGCUGGGAACAUCAUUGGACCUCUGCUCUUUUCUGCUGACGAGGCGCCUACUUAUCACAAGGGACUGCGCAGUGUAUUGGCCAUUUUUGUCACACUUAUUGUGGUGGUCUUGAUACAGGCUGCCAAUCUGUUUGCCCUCAAUAAGUUGAAUCGGAAGCGCCGGGUCAGGGCCGGGAAAAAGGCUGACAUCCAUGAUCGAUCGAUGGAUAGAAGAUUUGCAAACAAUUCUGAACAGGGGGAGAAUGAGCAGAGUGCCACAAAUGAUGAUCUCGACCUGACCGACGGUAAGAAUGAUGAGUUCAUAUACAUUUACUGA
Molecule: messenger RNA, 1557 nt
Organism: Pestalotiopsis fici W106-1
Lineage: Eukaryota; Fungi; Ascomycota; Sordariomycetes; Amphisphaeriales; Sporocadaceae
Exons: 3
Coding region: 1-1557 (518 amino acids)
Biological process (GO): transmembrane transport
Cellular component (GO): membrane
Molecular function (GO): transmembrane transporter activity
Source: RefSeq, a predicted model, not a curated record